Molecule: messenger RNA, 3611 nt
Organism: Raphanus sativus (radish)
Lineage: Eukaryota; Viridiplantae; Streptophyta; Magnoliopsida; Brassicales; Brassicaceae
Product: putative F-box/FBD/LRR-repeat protein At1g22000
Exons: 3
Coding region: 2160-3452 (430 amino acids)
Molecular function (GO): protein binding
Source: RefSeq, a predicted model, not a curated record
GGAAUUGUCAAAAAUUAUAAUAAUACAUAUACAUAAAUAAUUUGAGAGGAAUCCAAAACAUUAAGAAAAAGUCUUAGCAGAUAAAAAAAAAGUCUUAGCAGAUAUUUCAAAGACAUGGAAAGAACUUCAGCCUCUCUUCCCCUAGUUCCUCGUACUAUUAUAGCUAUCUCCGCCAUAGCUUCUUCUUCUUCUUCUUCAUCAAGGUCUCUGAAUAGUCACAGUAACGAAGAUGGAGAAGAGAAGCUGAUAUUGCUUUUCAAGUAUAAUAACCGUACAAAGCACUUUUUCAAAGAUAUUAGUUAUCGAGGUCUUGACUGGACCAGGAGCCUGACCCCUUCCACAUAGAUCUUUUUCACUCUUUUCUUCCCUUUGUCAUGACUGCAACAAGGAGAAGAACGGUGAUGGAGGCGAGAUUCAAAGAGGGAAAGAAACUGAGUAGAUGGUAGGUCAAAAUACGGUAUAAUCUGGACCGUCCAUUUAUAAUAUAUAUUUAGAGAUCUAAUGGCUAGAAGAUAAGUGGUAGAUAUGAGUAAAAAAAAAGAGAAUGGUUUGUGGCCACAUGAUUUAUGUAUAUUAUUUUAUUUAGUAAUUUAUGUUUCAAUUAUAAGUGUCACAAAAGAAAAAAUGUUUCAAUUAUAAAUAAAGUAGAAAGGUAUAAAGAGUUUUUUCACGAUGUGAAAAAGAGGAAAGAGUGUUAGAAGAAGAGGAAAAGUGAGAAGAAAGUGUGUUGCUAGUAACAAGUGUCAUAGAAUGUAAUAAUAAACACAUAAUGUGACUUAUAGUGUAAAUCUUUCUUGUUUUUUUGACAUCAAUAUGUUGUUUUCUCUGUACCUUUUUUUAUUUUUCUUCUUCUUCUUCUUGUACGUUAUAUUUUCAAUGGAAAAUAAUAAAUUGUUGCAGAAUAAUAUUUUAUUUUAUAUGUGUUUUCUACGCUACAAAUGAUACUAAUAUUUAAAACAAUAACUAUAAAUAAUAUAACUAUUAAAGUACUUUUUUAUAAAUCGGUAUUAAUUUCUUCAAUUAUUAAUUAAUAAUAUAUUAUCUGAGUCAGUUGUUCUAAUUGAUGUCAGUACUAACAUCAUCUGAAAAACUGAUGUAAUUGUUUAUACCAUUUUUUACAAUUGAUAUAUAUUGACAUCACUUAAAAUAAUUGAUUAAAAUAUUUGACAAUUUAACAUCAUCUAAUACUAUAAAGUAAAACUCUACUCUCUUCUCCUCUUGCUACGUCAGUAAAUAAGAUGAGGAGAAGCCGCCACGUGUCCCCUUCUUUUAGAAACGCAGCGCUUCAUUUAACUUCUCAUCCAUUCAUACUGGGCUUCGCAUUUUGUUGGGCCAAAUCAUAUCUCCAUUUAAUCCACAAGGGUAUACUUGAUGAAACGCGUCGUUUUCAUUAGGUUUAGCGUGUUCUGUCUCUUUCACGUCUCCUGGCGAUUGGGGUUUCGGAUACACUCUUUCAUCUUCUUCUUUACUGUCCGAAACGAUACAUGUAACAUAGUUAUCCUCUUUAAACCCUCCAUUAAUCGAUCAUUGACGAUCUCAUGGGAGACAUCAUCUCUACCAAAUCUGAAAAUAUAGUCUAUGUUUUGCAUGUAAUCCAUCAACGGCGACUUCCCACCUUCUUCUUGCUGAUUUGGAAGUUGGACGCUGACUGCUAAGGAAAGCAGGAACGACGAGGAUGGCUUCCUCAAUGGGUUGUCUCACCGACUCGCUCCGUCAACUCAACACUUCCUUUCUUCAACUCUUCAACUCUUCAACUCUUCAGGGUUUAGAGUUUUAGUCUAGAUUUUAGGUUUGUGUUUAAGAUCUUUGGUUUGGAUUAAAAAUCUAGGGUUUAGAGUUUAGAUUUAGGGUUUAGGUUUAGAGUUUAGAGUAUAAUUUUGAGUUUAAAAUUAGUUCGCAGUGUUAAAAUUUUGUUAUUAUAUUUUUAGCUAUUUUGAUUUUAUGAAAAUUUAUUAUUUGUUAUUUAUGUAGCUUCAAUGUAUAUAGCAAUUUUAUUGAAAUAAGGAAAUAUGUGAAUUUUUAAGCUUAAGUAUUGUUCUCUUAAAAUAAUGGAAAUUGUGGUGGCCCACAAAAUAAAAUUCUUUGUAGUAUAUAAGUCUGUUUAGGUUGGUUUAAAUAAAUCAGGGUUUUGUCCCAGUGGAAAAGGAAGGUUCGAUAGGAUGGAAAAUCGGAUCUGUGAUUUGCCUGACGAUUUGAUUCUUGAGAUCAUGAACUUCAUCCCCACAAAAGAUGCAGUAGCGACCACAAUCUUGUCUAAGCGAUGGCGUUUGAUAUGGACUAUGCUUCCUACACUCGAAUACAAAGACAGCGGCAGCGGGAUCAUUGGGUGGUUUGUUGAGAAGUCUUUGCAACUCCAUAAGGCACCAAAACUAGAGAGGCUGACUAUCGAACUCGGUCCACAUUCUCAUGUUGACGUAGAUGUGGAAAAGUGUCUUGAGAAUGCAGUUAAUCGAGGUGUGCACGAGUUAGAUCUCAAUCUCCUUUGGAACGCAGAGAUCACAAGCUUUCCAAAGAGCCUCCACACAUGCGACACUCUCGUUGAUUUAGUUCUAUCUAACAAGAUUCUAGUGGAUGUUCCUUCCCAGGUUGACCUACCAUCUCUCUUAUAUCUUUCUCUUAUCGACGUGGUGUACAAAGACGAAGACUCUCUUGCUGGACUUUUAUCAAGUUCCUCUGUUCUACACUGGCUGAUGGUGCAACGACGUAAGGAUGACAACUUGACAAACUUUACCGUGAAAGUGUCUUCCUUAAAAACAUUAUAUUAUAAAAGUGCUUGGCCCAUGGAUGAGCCCGUAGAGGAAGGGGACGAUGAUGAUGAUGAUCUCAUUGGGUCGUUGGUAAUAGAUACCCCUGCACUAGAUGAUAUAAGCUUAAUUACCGUUUGCGAAGACUGCUGCUUGAUAGAUAACAUGUCUUGUCUUGAUGAGGCAAACAUAAGCCAUGUUAUUUACCCCGAUGACAAGUUUCUGAAAUCUCUUUCUUCUGUCAAACAUCUGCACUUGUGUUUGACCAAUCCGAUGGUUGGUAGCAGUAACGACGUUAAAUUCUCUCGGCUCAUAGAGUUUUACUUCUUGACAAAAACAGUAGAUUGGUUGGAACCACUUAUGUUUUUCCUUCAAAAUUCUGCUCAAUUGAAAUUUCUUACAAUCCACACGGAACAUGAGAGUCCAUCACCUCCCUGGAACCAGCCGAGUUCUAUUCCGGGAUGCUUGUCAUCUCAUCUAGAGAUCUUUGUGUGGAACAACUAUGAAGGAAGAGAUGAUGAGAAACAACUAUUGUCAUACAUUCUUGCUAACUCAGAGUGUUUAAAGAGAGCGGAGAUAAAUCUCAUAGCAACCUGCAAUCUUGAAGAGAGACAAAAGGAGAUACAAUCUAUGCCUAGGAUUUCAACAUCAUCUCGGCUUCUAUUCCCCACUCAAAUGAAAAAUCUGUGGUUUAACGGAUACUGUUAACGUCACUAGUCUCUGGUAUGUGUUUAAGUUAUUGCUUAACUAAUUCAGGCUAUCAUUUAAUGUUUUUAUGAAUGAGCGUAAUCAAUAUCAUCACAAAGACUUUUUUGAAUAAAACACUCCAGCAAUUUGUUUCUGAAAUAAUGUAUAAAUAUUCAAAAU